AUGGCUGAUAUUGGUGCAAUAAUUGAAAUGCAACGAGUUUUACAAAAUCUGCAUCGAUCAUCGUCGAAUGCGAAUGAUUUUGCGUACGAUAAGUAUCACACCAUUGAAGAGAUUCAUGCAUGGGUUGAUCAAAUCGUUGCGACUUAUCCGGAAAUAGCCACACCAUUUACCGUCGGGAAAUCAUAUGAAAAUAGAGAUAUGAAAGGCUUCAAAAUUUCAUCCAAGAAGAUGGCAACAAAGCGUGAUGGCAUCAAAGCCAUCGCAAAAAAGGCUGUUUGGUGGGAUGGAGAUCGAUUAUGGCGUAAAACUCGCAGCAAAACAUCAGCUCCGCUCUGUUUUGGUGCUGAUCCGAACCGUAAUUGGGAUUAUGAUUGGUGUAGUAGAGGUGCUUCGUCUGAUCCUUGUUCGGACACUUUCUGUGGCGAGAAAGCAUUUUCUGAAAUUGAAACAGCUCAAGUAGCUAAAUUCAUCGCUAAUCAACAGGGUACACUGGUUCACUAUAUCAAUUUUCAUUCGUACUCACAAUUAUGGAUGUCACCAUGGUCUUAUACAACUCUUAGAUCACCACAAUUCAAAUUACAAGAUGAUGGAUCUAUCCAAGCUAUCAAUGCACUAACCGGUGUGCAUGGCACACAAUAUCAACAUGGCACUAUUGCUCAAAUUAUCUACGCUGCAUCUGGUAGUACAGUCGAUUGGACCUAUGGUAUAGCCAAUGUAACAUUUAGCUAUGGUGUCGAACUUCGUGAUACUGGUAAAUAUGGAUUUUUACUUCCCGAAAAUCAAAUCAUUCCAAGUGGUGACGAAACAUUGGCUGGCCUAGUAUCCUUACUUCAGUACAUCGAACAACACGUCUACGCUUGA
Messenger RNA from Rotaria sp. Silwood2, 861 nucleotides. Lineage: Eukaryota; Metazoa; Rotifera; Eurotatoria; Philodinida; Philodinidae. The record is from the annotation of a GenBank genome assembly.